This is a messenger RNA of Dermatophagoides pteronyssinus (European house dust mite), 341 nucleotides long. RefSeq lists its product as uncharacterized. The record is from RefSeq and is a predicted model, not a curated record. Lineage: Eukaryota; Metazoa; Arthropoda; Arachnida; Sarcoptiformes; Pyroglyphidae.
UGUGUUUAUUCGCCUUUAUUUUUGAGAGCAGUCGGAAAAUGUCAUUACCAUCAAAUAUGAGAUUCCUUUAUGUCGUCAAUUUAAUUUUGAUGACUACAUCGGAAAUCCGAACCAAUAAUGAAAUGAUAACGACGGCAACUCAAAAAGAUCACAUCUGUGAAAGGCUACAACAUAAUAAUGGCACACAAUUCCAAAUAAUGGCAAUUGGAACAACAUCCAAGACAAUAUUGGUGAUAGCAAAUCAAUCAAUUCCUUGGAUGAGGCCCAUGAUAAAUUACAUCCACCAACCAAAUUACUAUCCUCUUCCUUUUAAUAAUAAAAACGUUAUCAAUAACAACUAA